CUAGAUCUACCAGGAAACAAUAUGGCGUGACACCCCCUACUAAAAAAACUAAAUAUCUUUUUUUCGGCUCAAUAUGAAUUUGCGACGAGUUAAACUUCAAUUAAGCACCACAUCCUACUCAUGAACUUAGAACCACACCAGAUUCCUGCAACUGAGUCACCAGCUGUAUUAGAAAAUACCAACACACCAUCCCAUGAUUCAGAAAGACUUGGUCAUUCUGACACUGACUAUGAAAAGAACUCCACUGAAAAUGUUGUGCCUGGACCACAAAGUCUUACAGAAUCUGGGUACGUAACUUAUCCAUCUAGUGUUGAUGUCACAGUCACAGGUAGUGUCAUUUUAGAAGGAAACACAAGUCUACAUCAUUAUUAUGCUUCAAGAAAUAUUAGGCCUUCACAGGGAUUAGAAGAAACAGUUUGCAAUGAUAACCUGAAUUUGCCUGAAAGUCAUGGGGAAAAUGAUGCAGCUGUUCAUUUUGUUGAGGUUAGCUAUGGUGAUUCAAUGGAAAAUGUUGGUCAAGGAACUGUUGAAGGGUUAGGAAACCUGGAGAGCACUGUGUUACAGCAUCAAGCUGUACAGCAGGAGCAGAUAAGUUUAGUUGGCCAGAAUGAAAGAUGUGAUUAUAUUUCUAUGUCUUCUUCAUUUUUGAGUUUUGAAUUUGAUGGCUCUGCUCUCAAUAGCCAGUCAGGAAAUCACUGGAUGAAAUCAUCAGUGACUUUAUCUCAAGAAGUUGCUUUGAAAUUUAAAAAAGUCAAGAGUUCAUGUGCAUCUGCUUUGUCUUCUUGGCCUGAUUGGAAUGUUGAUGAUGAAAAGGAUCAAAAGUCCAUAGAUUCUUUUUCUGAGAAUGUUGUUAUGGAUUCACACUCACAAGGAGAGCCUCAGGAAAUCUCAGAUGGCACAAAAAAUUUAAAUUUAUUUACUGAAAUUUUACCUGGUAGCGAAGAGCCUCAGGAAAUCUCAGAGGGCACAGAAAAUUUAAAUUCAUUUACUGAAGUUUCAGAUGCUAGGCAAGAGCCUCAGGAAAUCUCUGAGGACACAAAAAAUUUAAAUUCAUUUACUGAAGUUUCAGAUCCUAGCAAAGAGCCUCAGGAAAUCUCAGAUGACAAAGAAAAUGGAUACUGUUUAGAUGAAAGUGAACCUGUAACAAAGUUAUCAAGAGAUGUGUACCAUCUGAUUGGAGACUCAUCCUGUACAUUGGCUCAGAGACAGUCUCCAGGUAGUGAUAAUGGACUGUCACUAAUUCAAGGUAUUCAUCAGGCAAAUAGUGUAUCACCAUCAGCACCUGUGCAUUCAACAUGUGAUUUGAGAAGAAUAUUUGAAUCACAGUUUCAUCUCCAUCCUCAUGACUAUUUAAUGAGAGCACUGGAGGGAAUGUCAUUGUAUUCACAGGAAGGCUGUCAUGGGACCUUGAGAACACCAUUACAGCCUGAUCUUUCUACUUUUGGUUUGAACAGACAUCACAAUGCUGACCAUCGCUUGGAUGUGCCUCAUUUAUCAGACAGAUAUUCUGAUGCUGUAGAGCCCAUUCCUCCCCCAUUCCAAAUGGUCAGAAUAGGAGAGGAAAGCAGGAGCUCUGCUGAGGUUCAACGUCUAGAGGCACCUGCAGGUCAUUUUGCUGGAGCUUGUCACAUGUCAGUGGAAGAGACAGAUCAAGUAGAAAUCCAUGAUGUAGAUUUAGAUAGCCACAGAGCACCAUGGGUUGAGAAUUUUGAGCAAUUACCAUUCCCUCAACCCAAUGAUAUUGACGUGGCAAUAGACUGCAGGGCUCAUGCAGAUUUGCACAGGGAAAACAUUUUGAUAUUCAAUAAUGUUGCCAGAUGUUUCCAUUGUCGUGUCAGAGUUCCCAAGGUUCAGAACAUUCCAUGUGGACACUGUACAUUCUGUCUAAUCUGUUCCUUUAGGUUUGACCCAUGCCCUACUUGUCACUGUCCAGUCGUAGGUCAUGAACCUUUCACACUCUAGCCAGUGUUUCACAGGUUGUGAUUACAAGAAGAAACAUUCCAGACACAACUCAUCUGAUAGGUAUGCAACUCUUUUUAAGGACCAUCUGAAUUUGAUGUUGUCUUGAAUGGUAAUCCUGAUAAUAUUGUAACAAAAUUAUUUAUAAAUUUUUUAAUUUUUUAGAAGUAGACAAAAUAUUUUGUUGAGAAUAUAUUUUAUAAGUUUAUAUAUGGCCUACUGUAAAUAUUGUUUGCUUUAAUUCUAUUCUUAAGUGAUAUAUAUAAUUUUUUAUAUAAUAUAAAUAAUAUUUAUAUAUUUUUUUAAUAUAGUAAUUUACACAGAUUUUGAUCUAAUACAGAGAUCAUUGCAAUACAUGUAUAAAUAAAUUGCAAAAUUUGAUCUAAUAUAGAUGUCACUGCAAUGCAUUGUAUUGUAUAAAUAAGUUGCAGAAUUUGAUCCAAGACAGAGGUCACUGCAAUAUGUGUUAUGGUAUAAAUAAGUUGCAGAAUUUGAUCGAAGACAGAGGUCACUGCAAUAUAUAUGUGAUAUGGUAUAAAUAAGUUGCAGAAUUUGAUCCAAGACAGAGGUCACUGCAAUAUAUAUGUGAUAUGGUAUAAAUAAGUUGCAGAAUUUGAUCCAAGACAGAGGUCACUGCAAUAUGUGAUAUGGUAUAAAUAAGUUGCAGAAUUUGAUCCAAGACAGAGGUCACUGCAAUAUGUGAUAUGGUAUAAAUAAGUUGCAGAAUUUGAUCCAAGACAGAGGUCACUGCAUUACUUGAUGAAGUGUUAAUAAAAUUUACUUCAUUUUUAAACAAUAAUUUUUUUAAGGGGCUGUCCAUAAAUGAUGUCCAAGUUUUUAGAGACAAAUUCUUCUGAAGAUUGCAGAAUAAAAAAUAAAACAAUUUCCUUAAAUAUUCUCCUUUUACCCCAUCUGAUUAUUUCAGAAUCCACAUUGUAUGACUCAUUAAACUCAACUGUUAAAUGGGUCUAGCUUAGAGUUAUGAUUAACUGGAAGAGGUUGAAUGAUUAAUUGAAAUGUUGUGAAAUAUUAGCAGAAGUGGUAAAACAGGAAGCACUAGAAGUUUAUCUGAUGGAAAGUACUAAAACAUAACUUCUCUUCAAAGUGUCAAAUCACUGCGCAACUUUAUGUUUUAAUCUCAUAAAAAUAAAACUUAGAAAUAAAUAGAAAGUGAUGUCUCAUUACUCACUGGCCAAUGACAUCACACUACUAAGUGGCCACUGACAUUACUCAAGAUUUUAAGAACAAUGAAAUAAAAAAACCUUUUUCCCCACAAAUGAAAUAAAAAAAAACUUUUUCCCCACGUCAUCUUACAUCAUAACUUG
Molecule: messenger RNA, 3284 nt
Organism: Biomphalaria glabrata
Lineage: Eukaryota; Metazoa; Mollusca; Gastropoda; Planorbidae
Exons: 10
Coding region: 121-1962 (613 amino acids)
Source: RefSeq, a predicted model, not a curated record